GGGAUGGAGGGUAUAAAGAUCGUUUUACACGAAAGAGACCUAUGGAUGAAGUUUCACGAAGUUGGGACUGAAAUGAUCAUCACCAAAGCUGGCAGGAGGAUGUUUCCGAGCUACAAGGUGAAGGUUUCUGGACUGAACCCCAAAACACGGUACAUUCUUCUGAUGGACGCCGUACCCGCGGACGACCACCGCUACAAGUUCGCUGACAAUAAAUGGUCUGUGACGGGAAAAGCAGAGCCUGCCAUGCCUGGCAGACUGUAUGUCCACCCAGACUCACCGGCAACUGGAACCCAUUGGAUGAGGCAGCUUGUCUCCUUCCAGAAGCUCAAACUGACCAACAACCACCUGGAUCCUUUUGGACACAUUAUAUUGAACUCCAUGCACAAGUACCAACCGAGAAUCCACAUCGUGAAAGCAGAUGAAAACAAUGGAUUUGGGUCCAAAAACACAGCCUUCUGUACGCAUGUGUUUCCAGAAACAGCUUUCAUUGCCGUCACAUCAUAUCAAAACCACAAGAUCACCCAGCUGAAGAUUGAAAACAAUCCCUUUGCCAAAGGCUUUCGAGGAAGCGAUGACAUGGAGCUGCACCGGAUAUCCAAAAUGCAAAGCAGUAAGGAGUACCCACUGGUGCCACGCAGCACUCUGAGCCAGAGGCCACUUCCUGGUCCGAACCCCUUCAGGGUGGCGGUGCGGGGUGCAGUCUCUGUCAGCAGCCUUGAUUCACAGUACCCAUGCCAGAACAGGGUUAAGAACACACCGCCAAGGCUACUGACCCAUUCGUACCCUGUCACCCAUGAGCGCCAGCAUGAGUUCCUCCAAGACUACCAAUGUACAAGGAGAAAAGCGGAUGCAAACUGUCACGCAGGAGACCACCUGUACAAGAAGUCCUACAUGGAGGCUUCCCCAACAGAUGAUGACCAGUACUUUCGGCCAGCUGGAUACUCCCUUGGCUUCAGUGGGAUCCCUUACCAGACAGAGACAACCCAACAGCAGGCGUGCAGGUACGCCGGCACCCCCCAGGUGGUUGAACAUACUCACAUGCAGGAGGACAUCAACUGUGGAACCUGGGGGGGAGUAUCACCUUAUGCCAGCUGCCCACCACCACUGGGGGGUCUACCUUGCCAGCAUCUUUCCACUCACUUUGGCCCAGGCUCCCCUCUGAGCACACACAUCCCGCCCCAUUUUUCUGGAGACACUCACACCUCAUUCCCGAGCCCAACACCCCAACAGCCCCUAAUUCAGCACUGUGGCCCCAGUGAAUACACCCGAUCACCCAUAGCCAGUCACCAGGGCUCUGAGUACAUGUAUUCCCAGGGCAUGGCCCAUACCCCCUCUCCCCACCAAUACCGCCACACGGUGUCCAGUGUGGGCAUCACAUUCGACUGGAGCGAGAAUAGCUAG
Scleropages formosus (Asian bonytongue) is the source of this 1401-nucleotide messenger RNA. RefSeq names its product T-box transcription factor TBX5-like. Gene Ontology annotation, biological process: positive regulation of DNA-templated transcription; pattern specification process; cell fate specification. Lineage: Eukaryota; Metazoa; Chordata; Actinopteri; Osteoglossiformes; Osteoglossidae. Bases 4 to 1401 code for a protein of 465 amino acids. Gene Ontology annotation, molecular function: DNA-binding transcription factor activity, RNA polymerase II-specific; RNA polymerase II cis-regulatory region sequence-specific DNA binding. The transcript is spliced from 7 exons. The record is from RefSeq and is a predicted model, not a curated record. Gene Ontology annotation, cellular component: nucleus; chromatin.